AUGACCACGGACAUCCAGAAUCUCAAGUCCUUCGAUCCGUUCGCGGAGGCUGAUGAUGCUGGAGGAGAAGUAAAGUCUACUCAGCAAAACUACAUCCACAUUCGUAUCCAGCAGCGCAAUGGUCGCAAGACUUUAACGACGGUCCAAGGCCUGCCUAAGAAGUUUGACCAGAAGAAGAUUCUCAAAGUCAUCAAGAAGAAGUUUGCCUGCAAUGGCACUGUCGUCGCAGACACUGAGAUGGGAGAGGUGAUCCAGUUGCAGGGAGACCAGCGCAAAGAUGUUCAAGACUUCUUGACCGACAAGAAAGAGGGCCUAGGCCUUGAUGGCAAGACCAUCAAGGUCCACGGUUUCUAA
Alternaria alternata is the source of this 354-nucleotide messenger RNA. RefSeq names its product protein translation factor SUI1. Gene Ontology annotation, cellular component: eukaryotic 43S preinitiation complex. Gene Ontology annotation, biological process: translational initiation. Bases 1 to 354 code for a protein of 117 amino acids. NCBI's taxonomy places the organism in Eukaryota, Fungi, Ascomycota, Dothideomycetes, Pleosporales, Pleosporaceae. The record is from RefSeq and is a predicted model, not a curated record. Gene Ontology annotation, molecular function: RNA binding; translation initiation factor activity; ribosomal small subunit binding. The transcript is spliced from 2 exons.